AUUUUUUUUUUGUAAUUUUAGACACCAGAGUGUGAAAGACUUUUAUUUUGGUCUGGCAAUAUGACGUCAUAAGGAUGCGCCGAGCUCCUGCAUCUGUGUGAUUCGGCUUCAGAAAGGGAAAAACUCCUAAUGAAACAACUGAGAUCGAUGUGACACACUAUUAUAAAGAUGGCGUUUAUUAAAGAGGAGAGUGAAGAAAUUAAGAUUGAAGAAACAUUUGGAGUGAAAAAUGAAGAUGUGAAGAUUGACGAAACAUUCAGAGUGAAACAAGAAGAUGCAGAGGAACAAACAGACCUGAUGGCACUGAGAGAGGCGAGUCAUGAAAUUAAUGAAAAGGAAGAAAAAGACCAUUAUAAUAAACAUGAUUUCAUGACUGGAGAAAGAUCGACAAAGGCUAAAAAGACUUCCUCACAAAAAAGAGCUCAAAAGACAAGAACAAAAAGUUUUUUCAUCUGCCAACAUUGUGGAAAGUCUUUUGAUAAUCGUAAAGACCUUAAUGUCCACAUGAGAGUUCACACUGGAGAGAAGCCUUUCACCUGCCAACAGUGUGGAAAUAGUUUCACUCAACAAGGAAGCCUUAAAAUCCACAUGAGAAUUCACACUGGAGAGAAGCCUUACACCUGCCAACAGUGUGGAAAGAGUUUCAAUCGCAAAGGAAGCUUUAAAUUUCACAUGAGAAUUCACACUGGAGAGAAGCCUUACAGCUGCAAACAGUGUGGAAGGAGUUUCAGUCGUAAAGAUAGCUUUAAAAUACACAUGCGAACACACACGACGGAGAGCUCUUACACCUGCCAACAGUGUGGAAAGAGUUUCACUCAUAAAGGAAGACUUAAAAUACACAUGGGAGUUCACACUGGAGAGAAGCCUUAUACAUACUCUAAGUGUCGUAAGACUGUUGUUCACACUGGAGAGAGCCCUUUCACCUGCCAACAGUGUGGAAAAGGAUUCACUCUAAAAGGAAGCCUUAACAGGCACAUGAGAAUUCACACUGGAGAGAAGCCUUUCACCUGCAAACAAUGUGGAAAAAGUUUUACUCAACAAGGAAGCUUUAACAGGCACAUUAGUAUUCACAAUGGAGAGAAACCUUUCACCUGCAAACAAUGUGGUAAAAGUUUCAAUCAAAAAGGACACCUUAAAGGUCAUACGAUGAUUCACACAGGAGAAAAGCCUUAUACCUGUAAACAAUGUGGAAAAGGUUUCAUCCGAAAAGAACACCUUCAACUCCACAUGAGAAUUCAUACUGGAAAGAAGCCUUUCAUCUGCCAACAGUGUGGAAAAAGUUUCAAACAAAAAGGAAUCCUUAAUUACCACAUGAGAAUUCACACUGGAGAGAAGCCUUAUAAAUACCCUUAGUGUGGAAAGACUAUCGUUCAAGACCUUAACCUCAGGAACCUUAAAGUCCACAGGAGAGUUUAUAUACAGAGAGUCCUUUCAAUUGCCAGCAGUGUGGAAACAGAUUUACUCAAAAAGGAUGCCUGAACAGGCACAUGGGAAUUCACAAUAAACAUUUAGAGAAUUAAUUUAAAUGAAAUCACUGUGAAAAGACUUCCAAAUAUAAAGUAUUAUUAACUGCAUUUCCACUGUCGGGCCAAAGGCAAAUGUGCUAGUGCAUGCCAGGGCCAGUCGUGUUUCCACUGUCACUUCCGGGGCUUGGUCGGGCCUAGCCGGGGCUUUUUUGGGGCCAGUCGGCAGGGUUUGUUGGCUCGCCAAAUACCUUGGUCCAAAACGGGCCAAUUGGGGCUUAAAGGAGUGGUCAUGAACAGAGGUGGAGUUUACCCGAGUCAGGAGACGGUCAACACCGCUGCUCAUUUCCCAGGCUUCCAGCUUACUUCAACAUUUUAAGAUAUUUCAUUUGCAAUAAUAAAUACACACAUUUAUGAAAAAAAACUUGAGACUGCUUGAGGAACGUAGACAAUUAAUCUUGAGUAUAUUUGGUUUAAUGUUUUAUCUGUCUCUUCCAGUGUUGUAAUGUAACGAAGUAAUAAUAUUUCAUUACAGUUCUUAAGUAUUUUUUGGGAGAAUCUGUACUUUACUUGAGUCUUUAUAUUUCUGUCAACUUUUACUUUUACUCCACUACAUUUCCUAAAUAAAUGUAUACUUUUAUUCCG
Molecule: messenger RNA, 2108 nt
Organism: Megalobrama amblycephala (Wuchang bream)
Lineage: Eukaryota; Metazoa; Chordata; Actinopteri; Cypriniformes; Xenocyprididae
Product: gastrula zinc finger protein XlCGF57.1-like
Exons: 3
Coding region: 169-1353 (394 amino acids)
Biological process (GO): regulation of DNA-templated transcription
Cellular component (GO): nucleus
Molecular function (GO): DNA-binding transcription factor activity, RNA polymerase II-specific; RNA polymerase II cis-regulatory region sequence-specific DNA binding
Source: RefSeq, a predicted model, not a curated record